Cooperia oncophora is the source of this 1173-nucleotide messenger RNA. NCBI's taxonomy places the organism in Eukaryota, Metazoa, Nematoda, Chromadorea, Rhabditida, Trichostrongylidae. The record is from the annotation of a GenBank genome assembly.
AUGAGUAGAGCUCUAAAGAAAGGUGCCAAAAACUUGAUAGGCGAUCAGAACCCGCUUUCUUUGUCUUCGAGUAAAGUGAGGUUUGGUUUUCAGGUGAUGCUAUCUCGGUCACUUCGCUCGAUCUGCCGUUCAUCCGUGCUUUCUUCGUCGAGAGCAAAGCACAGCCUUCCUGAUCUCCCGUAUGACUACAAUGCGUUGGAGCCUGUCAUCAGCAACGAAAUCAUGCAAAUUCAUCAUCAGAAACAUCAUGCCACAUACGUAAAUAACCUGAACGCUUGCGAGGAGAAAAUCCAUGAAGCGUUGUCCAAAGGCAACAUCAAGGAAGCCAUUGCUCUGCAACCAGCGCUAAAGUUCAACGGCGGAGGCCAUAUAAAUCAUUCCAUUUUCUGGACAAAUCUUGCAAAAGACGGAGGAGAGCCGAGUAGUGAGCUCAUGGCCGCCAUAAAGAAAGAUUUCGGGACGCUAGAGAAUAUGCAAGAGAAGAUGUCCGCAGCAACGAUUGCGGUACAGGGUUCUGGAUGGGGAUGGCUCGGAUAUUGCCCCGUUGCUAAAAUGCUGAAGAUCCAAACCUGCGCCAAUCAAGAUCCACUUGAGCCGACAACUGGGCUGGUUCCCUUGUUUGGAAUUGACGUGUGGGAGCAUGCGUACUAUCUACAGUACAAGAAUGCUGCUGAAAAAGAAAAAAUGAAGAAAGAGAAGAAAGAAGCUGAGAGCGAAAAAGCAGCAAAAACUACGGUUUCCGUUGUGACAAUUGCUCUGCAACCAGCGCUAAAGUUCAACGGCGGAGGCCAUAUAAAUCAUUCCAUUUUCUGGACAAAUCUUGCAAAAGACGGAGGAGAGCCGAGUAGUGAGCUCAUGGCCGCCAUAAAGAAAGAUUUCGGGACGCUAGAGAAUAUGCAAGAGAAGAUGUCCGCAGCAACGAUUGCGGUACAGGGUUCUGGAUGGGGAUGGCUCGGAUAUUGCCCCGUUGCUAAAAUGCUGAAGAUCCAAACCUGCGCCAAUCAAGAUCCACUUGAGCCGACAACUGGGCUGGUUCCCUUGUUUGGAAUUGACGUGUGGGAGCAUGCGUACUAUCUACAGUACAAGAAUGUUCGUCCUGAUUACGUGAAAGCCAUCUGGAAGAUCGCCAACUGGAAGAACAUCAGUGAAAGAUUUGCGAAUGCACAGCGCUAG